GCAUGUCGGGUCAUUUCGAAGUUUCGCGCCAAACCAGGGAAGCAAAGUGUAAACAGUCCCACACAGCAGAAGUUAGCUACCUCGCUAAUAACUGGGCAGAUAUCUACUUUUGAACUACUGUGAGUUUUUAAUGGAAACACAUUCGUACCUUCCCGUGCCUCCCGGGGUGGGGAUGGAAGAGAAUUUCUUAUCUCUUGAUGACAUUUUGCUUUCUCACGAGAGGCUACCCAGUCGGACAGAAUGCACAUUUCCCCGACUGGGAUUCCUGGAGAAAUCGAGUGACUCGCGAGACAUUCAAGAGGGUACGAAGAUGGAGAUGCCCCUGUUCCUGGCAAAGGGCUUGUAUGAGAGGAAGAGGCGUGUUGUCUCAGUGGAGCUGCCUAAGGUCUACAAAGAGGGCUGGAGGACUGUGUUCAACGCAGACCCCACUGUAGUAGACCUUCACAAGAUGGGACCCUAUUACUAUGGCCUCGGCUCCCAGUUGCUGCACUUUGACAGCCCUGAGAAUCCAGAGAUUGCCCAGGCAGUACUUCAGACAUUCAUUGGUCGUUUCCGCCGGACCAUGGAUUCCUCACAGAAUGCCUACAACGAAGACACGUCAGCCCUGGUGGAGCGCUUGGAUUACCUGGAGAGGGCACUGUUCAGGGCAGGGCAGAGCGGCCUCAACAGCUUCCAGAACUGGGAGAGGGGCCGCGCAUCAACCAUCACUGCCUCUAGCCUGGUGCUCAACUACCGCAAGAGGAAGAUCACUGAUCUGCAGCCCUGAGGGACUGCAAAGAUGCAUCCCAAAUGGCACCAUAUUCCCUAUACAGUGCACUACUUGGGCCCUGGUCAAAAGUAGUGCACUAUAAAGGGAAUAUGGUUCCAUUUGGAACCCAAAGCAACAGGCCAGAAGAGAAAUGACUGAGUUGGAAGGAGAGUAGUGUGGAGGUGUGUGUGUCAUAAAAGAUAGAAAACUGAUUCCCACAUAAAACUUAGCGUUUUGCUUUUAUGUUAUGGUGUUAUCUUGUGUUUUAUUUUGAGAUCUUUAUACACAUUCUGUACACAAAUGUUUUUCAAAGACUUUGUAAAUAAUUCAAAAAAUAUCUGCUUUAUGUAAUGUAAGUUUGAAUUUUAUAAAAUUAAAGCUACCGUAGUCUUUAAAUGGAAUGUCAUCCUUAAAGUAAGAAAUGUUGCCGUUUAACAUGGAUGUUUGUUUGUUUUUUAACUAGAGUUGCCUUAUUUUGCCAAUCAGGGAUGAUAAGGCAAAACAACUUUUAAAUGGUUGUGUAAGGAUUAACAGGAAUGUAUUACCAUAUUAUCUAGCUCUGCAUGCAUAAUGAAUGUAACCUACCCUUUCUUCAUAAAUGUCAUUACUACAACAACUUAAUGAUUAUAUGCCAGAACUGAUUUACCGCACAUCUAUUUAGUCUGUUUGAAAACCAUCUACAGUAAAUCAUCAUAUGCUGUGUUCAUAACCAAGUGGGAAAAAUCCACUGGAACGCCCCACCAACGGGUAAUUAUUUAACUAGGCAAGUCUAUUAAGAACAAAUUCUUAUUUACAAUGACGGCCUACCAAAAGGCCUCCCAUGGGUGUUGGGUUUAAAAAUAUAGGACAAAACACCCAUCACAACAGGAAAAUAAUUACUAGUGGGAAACGAUCAUCCCUGAGCUCAGGCUUCUUCCACACGCUAAGUAAAUGACAUCUAACAGCGUUUUCUUAGUUAAAUGCAAAAACAUUUUUUAAUAAAAAGCAAUCUAUUAA
Oncorhynchus kisutch (coho salmon) is the source of this 1744-nucleotide messenger RNA. It is a transcript of the gene gins3, whose product is annotated as GINS complex subunit 3. Gene Ontology annotation, biological process: mitotic DNA replication initiation. The record is from RefSeq and is a predicted model, not a curated record. Gene Ontology annotation, cellular component: GINS complex. The transcript has 3 exons. Lineage: Eukaryota; Metazoa; Chordata; Actinopteri; Salmoniformes; Salmonidae. The coding region runs from base 131 to 766 and encodes 211 amino acids.